UUUUUCCCCCCUCGCCAGUUGCAAGACGGCUCGGCUCCGGCUCGCGCUUUUGCGCACGGCAGACGCGCCUUCUCUCCGCGCCCUGGUUCCCGGCUGGAUUAUUCCUUUUACCAAGUGAGCUCCGGGCUGGAAUUUCUAUCUUUCUGUCUUGGCGGAGUUAAUUCUCUCUUUUCUUUCCGCCGCAUUUUACCCGGUUCUGUAACCGGGUGGAUUUAAGCGCUGUUUGAGUUUGAAGAGGAGAAUCGAGAAAAGGCAUGAAGACUCAACUGUCGGUGUAAUAAUUGCAGAGCCCAGAUAGCAUGGUGGGACUCGCAGCACUUUGCUUGCUGCUCUCAGCGUCUCUUGGUGCCUCGGAGUUGGAAGAGCACUUUGAUCCAGGUGAGUUGGAUCCAGCUAAGUGCCGCUAUGCAUUGGGCAUGCAGGAUCGCACCAUCCCGGAUGAGGCCCUCUCAGCCUCCAGCUCGUGGUCUGACUCGACGGCCGCCAAACACAGCAGGUUGGCGUUGAGCGAGGGAGAUGGAGCCUGGUGCCCUGCAGGGCCCGUCUACCCAAACGAUGCAGAGUACUUGGAGAUAGACCUGCGGCGGCUGCACUUCUUAACCUUGGUGGGCACGCAGGGUCGCCAUGCUAGCGGACACGGCAAAGAGUUUGCCCGCUCAUACCGGCUACACUACAGCCGGGACGGUCACCGCUGGAUGCCUUGGCGUGACCGGUGGGGCAACGAGGUGAUUUCAGGAAAUGAAAAUACAGAAGAAGUGGUGCUGAAGGACCUGGGCCCCCCGGUUAUUGCCCGUUACGUCCGCUUCUACCCACGUGCGGACCGAGUCAUGAGUGUCUGCCUGCGCGUGGAGCUGUAUGGCUGCAUCUGGAAAGAUGGACUUCAGUCGUACACGGCUCCUCUUGGCCAGGUCAUGCCUCUAGUUCCAGAACCAGUCUACCUGAAUGACUCCACUUACGAUGGGCACAGCGUCAGCAACUUGCAUUUUGGGGGCCUUGGCCAGCUGACCGAUGGGGUGGUUGGCCUGGACGAUUUCACCCACAACAAAGAGCUGCGCGUCUGGCCAGGUUACGACUACGUAGGCUGGAGGAACAGCUCUUUCCCCAAGGGCUUCGUCGAGAUGGAGUUUGAGUUUGACCAGCUCAGAGCCUUCACUUACAUGAAGGUCCACUGCAAUAACAUGCACACGCACGGGGUGAGCGUCUUCCGGCAGGUGGACUGCCUCUUCAAGCGCAGCCUGGCCACGGCCUGGGAGCCCACACCUGUCUCGCAACAACUCGCCGUGGACGUGAAGGAUCCCAGCGCCCGGUCCCUCACGGUGGACCUGGGAGAGCGGCUCGGCAAGUUCGUCCAGUGCCACUUCCACUUUGCCGGCGAGUGGAUGCUCUUCAGCGAAGUUGGCUUUCUCUCUGAAGUUGUGGAUGACCCCUCCUUCUCUGCCUCAAGCCGCCGCCCUCCAGUGAUCGCUCUGCCUCAGCCCUCGGGCCACGACGCUCCCAUCUCCCCGGCUCUGGGUUCUGCGCAGAGCGAAAAAGCCAACAUUGGCUCAAACCUCACGCUCCAAGAUCUGGAAAGUCAAGGGGAACCAAAAUCAGGGCAGCCCAUUGCAAAGGACGACAACAGCAACACCUCCAUCCUGAUUGGGUGCCUGGUGGCCAUCAUCCUUCUCCUAUUGGUUGUUAUCUUCCUCAUCCUCUGGCGGCAAUAUUGGCAGAAGAUCUUGGGGAAGGCGCAACGCCGCAUCUCAGACGACGACCUCACCGUCCACCUCUCGGCGCCAAGCGACACCAUCGUCAUCAACAACACGAUGGGCUCCCACCGGCACUCGAACCGCUACGAGCGCAUCCACUCGGGGGAGACGGAGUACCAGGAGCCCAACAGGGCCCGCAUGAAACUGCCGGAUCUGCCCCACAGCGCUGAGAACUCUGCUCUGCUGCUCAGCAACCCGGCUUACCACCUCUUCCUGGCCACUUAUGCCCAGCCAAUGGGAAGGCCUGCUUUCCCGCCACCCAACCGGGUUAAGCCAGUCAACACCAAUGCGUGUGGCGCUGACUACAUGGAACCGGAAACCGCAGGAAGUCAGCCGGGCUUCCAGAACAACGUUCCGCAUUACGCCGAAGCCGACAUCAUCAACUUGCAAGGGGUGACCGGCGGGAACACCUACGCGGUCCCGGCUAUCGCGGUGGACGCCCUCGCCGGCAAGGACAUGGCGCUGGGCGAGUUCCCCCGGGAGAGGCUCGUCUUCAAGGAGAAGCUGGGCGAAGGGCAGUUUGGCGAGGUCCACUUGUGUGAAGUGGAAAACCCGCAGGACCUUCCGAGCCUGGAGUUCCCUUUUAAUGUGCGCAAGGGGCGCCCUCUGCUGGUGGCUGUGAAGAUUCUACGCUCUGACGCCACUAAGAAUGCCAGGAACGAUUUCCUGAAGGAGGUGAAGAUCAUGUCUCGCCUGAAGGACCUCAACAUCGUCCGGCUCCUGGGCGUUUGCGUGAGAGACGACCCCCUGUGCAUGAUCACGGAGUACAUGGAGAACGGAGACCUCAACCAGUUCCUCAGCGGACAUGAGAUGGAAGACAAGCUGGGCGGGAGCCCCAGUGGGAAGCCGACAAUCGGCUAUCCUACCCUGGUCCACGUGGGGGCCCAGAUUGCCUCAGGAAUGGCGUUCCUUGCCUCCCUCAACUUCGUUCACCGGGAUCUGGCGACGCGGAACUGCCUGGUGGGCGAAGGCUUCACCAUCAAGAUCGCCGACUUCGGCAUGAGCCGGAACCUCUACGCCGGGGACUAUUACCGCAUCCAGGGCCGGGCAGUGCUGCCGAUCCGCUGGAUGGCUUGGGAGUGCAUCCUCAUGGGCAAGUUCACCACAGCCAGCGACGUCUGGGCGUUUGGCGUCACACUUUGGGAGGUGCUUAUGCUGUGCCAGGAGCAGCCCUAUAGCCAGCUCACCGACGAAGCAGUCAUUGAGAAUGCCGGCGAGUUCUUCCGGCACCAGGGCAAGCAGGUCUAUCUCUCUCGUCCACCUGCCUGCCCGCUGGCUGUCUACGAGAUGAUGCUGAGGUGCUGGGCGCGAGAGGCCAAGGACCGCCCCCCUUUCCAACAUCUGCACCGCUUCCUGGCUGAAGAUGCCCUCAAUAUGGUGUGAACCGGAUUGGUGCCGGCCAGCGGAGAUUAUGUUUAAGGACUCUGGUUGCGCCACAGAGACUGCUGAGGGAGGAGGCAGGAUGGAGCUCAAGAGGGCGUCAGGCUCUGGGGUGCCUGCGGGGGGCAUCUUCUCUGCCCAUCCUUGACUCAGCCUUGGUUGGUCCACCCAUUGCUCUCCAUCCACUCCUCAAUAUGACAUUCUCUCUCUCUCUCUCCUCCCCCAUUUCUCCAUCACCCCCCUUCUGCUAAUCUUUAACAGUCUCUCGAACCUCUCAUGAUUCAGCACUGCCAUACAUUUCCAACACAUUUCCCCUUCUCUGUUUUCUGGCCUACCUAUUCACAUACAUACCCAAUUCUCUUCUCGUCCUGGUCCUUCUUUCUAUCUAAUGCAAUUCUACUUGUGAUUCAACCGAUCUGCCUUAAUCUGAACAAACUUCACCAGUACCCACAUGUUGACUGUGUUUCCACUGCAUUCGUUUCAUCCACAGGCCUUUUCUGUUAUUCCCAGUGUGGUGUAGU
Lacerta agilis (Sand lizard) is the source of this 3649-nucleotide messenger RNA. It is a transcript of the gene DDR1, whose product is annotated as discoidin domain receptor tyrosine kinase 1. NCBI's taxonomy places the organism in Eukaryota, Metazoa, Chordata, Lepidosauria, Squamata, Lacertidae. Bases 300 to 3131 code for a protein of 943 amino acids. The record is from RefSeq and is a predicted model, not a curated record. Gene Ontology annotation, molecular function: collagen binding; ATP binding; protein tyrosine kinase collagen receptor activity. The transcript is spliced from 18 exons. Gene Ontology annotation, biological process: multicellular organism development; positive regulation of kinase activity; cell surface receptor protein tyrosine kinase signaling pathway. Gene Ontology annotation, cellular component: signaling receptor complex; membrane.